GUAAAAUUGGUGUUCAUUUCAGGUGUGACUCGGAUUAUAGCAAUUUCUGUCGGAACUUUCGUUGGUGGAUAUCUUACGUCCAAAAAGAAGCUUUCACCGCUAGGAUGUGGAAGAUUAAUCGUUAUUCUGUCAUUAUUUACCCUUGUACACUACUUGAUACAAAUGUUUCUGGGUUGUCCGACUCCAAAAAUAGUUGGAUAUGGCAGAAAUUCAAGCAAUUCAUCUGAUAUCUGUUCAAGUAAUUGCAACUGCAAUUCUGAGGACUAUUUUCCUGUGUGCGGUUCGGAUAACAAGAACUACUUUUCACCUUGUCAUGCCGGUUGUUCAAGUAUAUCCACAUUGCAGGGAUUUACGAACUGUACAUGUAUCGGUCCAACAGCGACAGCUAAACCAGGUUUGUGUUCCACUGAGUGUCCAAUGUUGGUGCCAUAUCUUGUUGUUACCUGUGUGUUUAGUUUGGUCGAAUCAUUAGUUAUUAUGCCAAGUCUCAUAUUCAUGUUGAGAUCAGUCAAAGAAAAUCAGAAAGGAAUAGCUAUAGCAUUUUUCGCAUUUAUUUCAACUUUAUUGGGUUGGUUCUUAGGGCCUGUUAUCUUUGGAGAAAUUAUUGACAUGUGUUGCAAAAUAUGGAGCUCUCGGUGUGGAGUAAAGGGAUCAUGCGCGUUGUACAACAAUGUGAACUUCCGAUAUGCCAUCUAUGGUUUCAGUCUCAUUCUGAGAUGCAUUGUUCUAAUGAUAGAAAUCGUAGCUUACUUAAUUGCAAGAAAGAAAACAGAUUGGAGUAUUGGAGAAACAAGACGUGAAAGUAAAAUCGACAUGCCUGAAAAACAAAGUUUCAUCGUUGAUGAAAGGUAUACCAAUGAAAACAAUAGUUACAUGGAGACAUUUUUAAAGGAUACGGAAUUUAAGGAAACAAAAAUUUUAAGUUAAUUUAAUCGAAUUACAAAAUACAAUAUCUAUACAUACGUGAACUCUUAUGUAAACGUUUAAUCAUCCUACGAUAUUUUAUAAGAAUUCUAACGUAACAUGCAUAAUGAUAUUAAAGAUCUGCGUCCCUCUU
Messenger RNA from Mytilus californianus (California mussel), 1057 nucleotides. RefSeq names its product solute carrier organic anion transporter family member 3A1-like. Gene Ontology annotation, biological process: transmembrane transport; sodium-independent organic anion transport. The record is from RefSeq and is a predicted model, not a curated record. The coding region runs from base 163 to 927 and encodes 254 amino acids. NCBI's taxonomy places the organism in Eukaryota, Metazoa, Mollusca, Bivalvia, Mytilida, Mytilidae. Gene Ontology annotation, cellular component: membrane. Gene Ontology annotation, molecular function: protein binding. The transcript is spliced from 5 exons.